AGCAAAUAUAUCUUAUUUUCUACUUUAAAAAGAAAUUAUGCAUCAUAAAUUGCUUCGAUACUAUGAAAUAACAUGAUUUGGAGUUGUUAAAAUUUAUUAACUAAAUGAUAUAUGAUACCAACAAAGUAUAAUAUGAUAUUAGCUAACAAAAUAAAUCAUAUGUAUUAUGAUAUACAAAAUGAAGUAUCAAAUAAAAGUUAAGAUUUUAAUAACAAGCUAGCUCGAGCUCGACUCGACUCGUUAAUAAAUUAGCUGAGCCGAGCUCAAGCUGGGGUAAAACUCGACUCGGCUCAUUUGCAGCCCUACCUGCAGGGAGAGUAAAAGUUAAUACAAAUGCGGGUAUUGGUGAGGAUGGUCUUGGUAUGGGAGUUAUAGUUCGUGACUAUGAAGGAAGAUUCAUCCUAGCUGCCGCUAAGAGGGUGAAAGGAAGCUUUGAUCCAGCUUGUGGGGAAGCAAUGGUGGUGGAACUGGGACUGUUUUUGGCCAAGCAGCAUGAGCUGGGGGAUGUAGUAGUGGAGACUGACUGUUCUACGGUUGUGAAGUGUGUUCGGGAACCAUUGCAGGACCAGACGGAGUUGGGGGUGAUUUGCAGAAAUAUAAACAGGGAACUUGGAUUGGUCGGAGAUGGGAGCAUUCAACAUGUUAGUCGGGAUGCGAAUGAAGCUACAGACAUUAUGGUGCAUGUAGAGACAUGGUGGGAUGAAAUGGAGGUUUGGUUAGAUUGACCCCCGAUAUGUCUGCUUAACCACUUAUUUAUGAUAAUGUAACUGUAAAUGCUUCAUCUUCGAAAUAAAGCUAAUCACAGGAUUCUAUAUAAAAAAAAAUUGAAUCGCGAUUUCGACACAAAAUCUAAAUAUAAUCUAAUCUAAACAAAUACUAUAAAGUUUCUCUUUAAAAACCCCUUCAAUACCAAGUUUUAUGCUCUCUGCGCAUAGGGCGGAGGGACCUUUUGGUCCAAACAAAAUAUUAAUUUACAUGGACCAAGGAGAGCAACGGAGGGCAUUUUUGUGGGCCCAAUUCUUAAUAUUUUAGUUAAAAAACAAUUAAUUUACAUGGUAAUGGAGACUCGGAGAGCAAAAAUGGGAGGAUGGAUGAUAUUUCUGUGGACUCAGCUGCUUAAUUUUUUUUUAUUUACAUGGGCCAUUUAUAUUUCCACAUGAGAGCAGGAGAAUGCUCUAAUUUUUUUAUAAAAAAAAUUUUACAAUAGCUUUUAAGUGGUGGAUUUCAAUUGGGUAGAGCUUAAGCCUGAAGAUAAACAUGGGGGAAAAAAAAGUAGCCAAUUUCAGCUUAAAAACAAAAAACAUGAAUCCGCCGCAAUAAAGGAAAUAAGCAUGAUUAAAAAAAUGCAUGGAAAUAAGUAUAUGGCAUCCUUUCUAAUAAAGUUAACUUAUUAGGGUGUGCCUAUGGUGACAUGCAUGUCAUGAUGACUUGCACUUUCCGGUCGACCUCAUUUAGAAUUCGGUCGACCUCAUAUAGGAUCUGAUCGACCUCAUUUAGGAUUCGGUCGACCUAAUCUGUUGUUUCAGUGUAAAAACAGUUCAUGGUGCCUACUUUGGAUAUACAUAUCAUACAAUUGGCUAGAUGGAAAUUGAAGACUAAUGACUUGUUUUGAAGCUGGAGUGUCCCUCUACAUAUUGAAGUGAUUGAGAGCUCGAUAGGAAGUCCAGAAGACCAUUUUUGAACCAUCAAAAGGCUAUGCCAAAACUGGGAAACUGCCAGGAAAUGGCUAAGUCUGUAAACGUGUUUGUGAAGACUAUUUUGGAACUCAAUUCGAGAAGCAUGAAUGCGAGUCGAGUCCAGGAGCCUCUACCACGUUAAAUUAGGUAUGUUUUUAUACAAAUUCAAGGCAUUGGAUGAAAGAUUGGAUAUCUGUAACACUUCAAACAAAAGGGUCGAAGUUUCUACGAAGGCUGUUUUUCUGGCAGACUUCGAGCACAAGCAAGCUGCCAGAAAUACAUCCUUCGUAGCAAAUUCGAGCCUUUUGUUUGAAUCCUUAAAGAUAUUCAAUCUUUCAUCCAAUGCCUUGCCUUUGUAUAAAAACAUACAUAAUUUAACGUGGUAGAGGCCCCUGGACUUGACUCGCAUCCAUGCUUCUCAAAUUGAGCUACAAAGUAGGCUUGACAAACACGUUGCCAGACUUAGCCAUUUUCAGGCAGUUUCCCAGUUUUGGCAUAGCCUUUUGGUCAGGUUCAAAAAUGGUCUUCUGGACUUUCUAUUGAGCUCCCAAGUACUUUAAUGUGUAGAGGGACACUUCAGCUUCAAAACAAGCCUUUAAUCUCCAAUUUUCAUCUAGCCAAUUGUAAGAUAUGAAUCUCCAAAGUAGACACCAUGAAACUGUUUUUAGGGCCCGCCCGUUAGGCGGAUAUGUUUUUUACUUUUUUUAUACAACACCUAUCGUUGGAUGGAUAGCAAGAUACAUUAUGUAGAUGUCAUAAACAAAAAUAGUAAUGGUUCAAAGCAAGUUACGGAAUACAAAAUGAAUAUAUUAUUAUAGAGUUGUUCAAUAUUCACUGAUAGUCUGAUACUGUGAUAUAAAGAUGAAAAUAAAUAAUUAAAUCCAUG
Linum trigynum is the source of this 2562-nucleotide messenger RNA. NCBI's taxonomy places the organism in Eukaryota, Viridiplantae, Streptophyta, Magnoliopsida, Malpighiales, Linaceae. The record is from the annotation of a GenBank genome assembly.